UUAUUUCAAAACUAUUUUUGAGCAGAGUACGUAGCCUGUCUAUGCGGCCUGUUAUUUUUCGUCACUAAGCAAGUUGAGGCUUAAUUUGUCAUGUCAGUAUAUUUUUUUCAACGGAGACAGACACAUUUAUAGACAUUGCCCAGCGACGCAUUAUGCUACUCUAGAAAAAUAUUUGCUGCACUUUCUUUUAGUAUUUGAGUAGUAGAAAAUACCAUAUUUUGCUGUUCGCUUCUGUGGGGCGUUUUAGUUUCAUGGGAUGAAGAAACUAUAUUUUCUUUAAUGAGUGUGUAGGCCAUUGUGCUGGACUUUAUGUCAGACGUUUUCGUUAUUAUUUAGGCGCGUUUAUAGUAAGACUGCAGUGAAAACAAGCUGUUCAACUUGACUUGCAACUAAUUCAACUUGACUUGUAACUAAUUGUUGGCUAAAGUCGCUAUCAGAAUGACCGAGGACAAUGUCACGAAAAGUAUUGAAAUCAUUAAAGAUCAACUGUAUUUCGCAGUACUGCAGCAGAAGAUAAAAAGCACAGCUGACAGACAUUGCUUCUGCAUAGAUGAUGAGCUGUCAUAUGAAAACUUCUAUGCAGACUUUGGCCCGCUCAACCUGGCCAUGUUUUAUCGCUUCUGUUGCAAGCUCACUAAAAAGCUCAAGUCAUGCACACUAGCAAAGAAGAAGAUAGUCUUCUACACCUGUGGAGAUCAAAAGAAACAAGCCAACGCUGCUUAUCUCAUUGGUUCAUAUGCAGUGAUGCAUCUUCAGAAGACGCCAGAGGAAGCCUACAGUCUACUGGUGUCCAGGAACUCUACCUACUUACCCUUCAGAGAUGCCUCUUUUGGAACCUGCAUGUACAAUCUGAACAUUCUAGACUGCCUGUGCGCCAUAUACAAGGCUCUGCAGUUUGGCUGGCUUGAUUUCUCCCAGUUUGAUGUGGAGGAAUACGAACAUUACGAGAGAGCAGAAAAUGGAGAUUUCAACUGGAUAGUUCCUGGAAAAUUCCUAGCGUUCAGUGGUCCUCAUCCAAAAAGCAAAAUGGAGAAUGGUUACCCUCUUCAUGCCCCCGAGGCCUACUUUCCUUACUUCAGGAAACACAAUAUCACAACCAUCGUCCGUCUCAACAAGAAGAUGUAUGACGCCAAGCGUUUCACCGACAUGGGCUUCGAGCACCACGACCUAUUCUUCGUGGACGGGAGCACGCCAAACGACUCCAUCGUCAGGAUGUUCCUCAACAUCUGUGAGAACGCAGACGGAGCUAUUGCUGUUCACUGCAAAGCUGGUCUGGGUCGAACAGGCACCCUGAUAGGCUGCUACAUGAUGAAGCACUACCGCCUGACUGCGGCUGAGGCCAUCGCCUGGAUGCGGAUCUGCCGGCCCGGAUCAGUCAUCGGACCACAACAAAACUUUGUGGAAGAUAAGCAGAGCAGUCUGUGGUCGGAGGGCGAUGUGUUCCGGGAGAAAAUGAACGAGCAGGAAAACGGCAAGCUGGCUGUCACCAGGAUCCUGUCGGGGGUUGAUGACAUCACCAUCAAUGGCAGCAACAAGAACAAGAUGUCCAAGAAAGAAGAGGCGGAACUGUAUAAUGACGAUGAGGAGAUGAAUGGCAUCACGCAGGGUGAUAAACUGCGAGCCCUGAAAAGCAAGAGACAGGCCAGAGCAUCCACAGGCUCCCUAUCACAAGAAGAAAAAAACAUCCACAGCAGGUCAUCGCAGUCUUUAAGGAUUCUCCUUCAGUCCAGUGGGCAGAGCUGUAAAGCUGUGGUGAACCCCUCCCAUCUCCCUGAUGCCUCCGAGAAAAGGAAGAGAACCAGAACCUCACUGCCUGCCAAUAGUGUGGGGGGCAGCUCCCUGUGCCACUCCAGACUAGCCAGGUCUCUAGACAGCAUGCAUGUAGUGACCAGUGACAGAGAGCCAGUGUGCCGUGAGCCCAGUUGUUGCCGUAGAGACACGGUCAACCUGCCCAACCUAAACAUGCUGCAGGCCCCUCGGAAGACGCAGAAGACGGAGAACUCGAUGCUCUUUACAAUCAAUGCGCUUAACGAGACUAUGGUAUCCGUUUCCCUUUUCUAUCCCUUUUGUAUGGCUCAUUGCUCUGUUAUGCUGUUGUGUCUCCAGACAAUCUGCUCUCUUAAUUACCCACAUCUCUAAGUCCUUUAUAAGAUUAGAAUUGACCGACUGCAUGCAUAGUAAAGUCUUGCAUAUUGUGUUUUUGUAACCCCUCUUUAGGGUCUUUAAUGAAUAGAAGACAUUGUAGUAUUGUUGCGGUGUAUUAUCUGAAUGUCCCAUUUCUCUCUGCCUGGGUGUAAUUGUGUGCUUUUUGUCCCUUCAGUCACUCCAUACCAAAAGCUAGAGCUCCUCUACUGCGCUGAGCCUGGGGUCCCGGAAUUCUAAGAGUGGACUCCUGUAGAAGUCUACCCUACAGCCCCUAAAAAUUGAGAUUUUGUUUUCAUUUCUUAAAAGGGACUGUUUUUUUUUCUGUUUUUUCUUGAACCAGUCCAGUCGAUUUUUGAUAAAGGGAUGAUGUUCGAUGAGGAAAUGAUGCAUCUGAUUGUGAAUGGGAAGAACGAGUAAUCAGAUAUGAUUAAGAUGUAAACCAUGUUUGGUUGGUCUGGAAUUAAUUUGCCAAUUCUCUUUAUCAAAAGGCACUUCUUUUAUUGUAUUAUUUCACUGUUUAUCGUGUAAGAAAAUGUAAAAAAGGUUGUGUGCAUCUUAAAAUGAAACCCUGUUCUCUAUACAUUAGUCCUGGCCAUAAGUAAUGGGAAUAGAGUUCCAUUUCACACAUUUGUUGCCUGCUUGUUUACAUACUAGUAGAAGGUUGCCAUAGCAAUCCAGGCUGAUCCUGAACCAUCAGACUGUCAAUCUGCUUUUUGGUGAAGGUCCUCCAGAGGUAGGCACCGUCCACUUUUCUUAACCUGUUGUAUGAUCUAGAUCAGGUCAUGUCCAGCUGUUUGAAAGUUGAGGUGUUUUGUAGAUGAAAUCAUUUGUGAAAAGCUCAUGUUGGCCCUCUUGAACAUGCACCAUGUCUACUCUAGGGGGUAAUCUCUUUGGGGAGCAUCUUUCAGAAUGUUAUAGACAGAAAUGUAAUGCACAGAAGUAAUACAAUGCCACCCUCUUUUUUUUUAAAUAAUCGAUGGUUUGUCCAGAGUUGUAAAUCCUCAUUUCGCUUGUUGUAUUUCACUUGGCUCUAUUCAAUCCGUAUCGCGGGAAGUUCAACGUUCCCAAUUGAUUGAAAUUGAAUGGCAAUGUUCCCGCGUUAGCAGACCCUGCAUUCACGGUAAACUCUGCAUAUGUCCGUUCAAUCAGAAAUGGUCUUUACAUUUCUAGCGCUUCAGCGACGCAGACUGAAUAGCACCCUUAAUAUGCUCCACCUUUCUUUCAUUCUCCAGUGAAGCUUCCAGUCGGUUGUCUUUUUUUGUUGAGCUGCUGUACUUAAACUGUAAAUAAGUCAACAUUUUGAUAUACUAAAAAAAUGUAUUUGUACUUUGUAAAUAUUUUUGUACUUGUUAUGAUCAACCAUUCUAUAAAUUGUAAUCAGUCUUACAUACAAAAUGGUCCUAAAGGGGCCUCAUCUCAUUCAUAAUUAUCGUGCAUUAUAUAUCUGCUCGGAGCACAUGGAGUAUACCAGCAUUCUAAAAUUAAAUGCCACCAAUUAUA
Messenger RNA from Oncorhynchus masou masou (cherry salmon), 3645 nucleotides. Its product is annotated as dual specificity protein phosphatase CDC14B-like. Lineage: Eukaryota; Metazoa; Chordata; Actinopteri; Salmoniformes; Salmonidae. Gene Ontology annotation, biological process: positive regulation of cytokinesis; microtubule cytoskeleton organization; protein dephosphorylation. Gene Ontology annotation, molecular function: protein tyrosine phosphatase activity; protein tyrosine/serine/threonine phosphatase activity; protein serine/threonine phosphatase activity. The coding region runs from base 439 to 2139 and encodes 566 amino acids. The record is from RefSeq and is a predicted model, not a curated record. Gene Ontology annotation, cellular component: mitotic spindle; cytoplasm; nucleolus. The transcript is spliced from 16 exons.